This is a messenger RNA of Varanus komodoensis (Komodo dragon), 1706 nucleotides long. It is a transcript of the gene GLDN, whose product is annotated as gliomedin. The record is from RefSeq and is a predicted model, not a curated record. The transcript has 10 exons. The coding region runs from base 1 to 1686 and encodes 561 amino acids. Gene Ontology annotation, cellular component: cell surface. Gene Ontology annotation, biological process: signal transduction. Lineage: Eukaryota; Metazoa; Chordata; Lepidosauria; Squamata; Varanidae.
AUGCUGGGCCAGGGCGCGGAGGGCCGGGCGCUGCGCUGCGCGCUGGCCGCCGUCGGGCUGCUGUCGGCGCUCAACGCGGCCGGCACCGUCUUCCUGCUGGGCCAGUGGAGGGAGCUGAGCGCGGAGCUGCGGGCGCUGCAGGACGAGGCGGCGGGCGCAGCCAGGCAGGGGGGGCUCCCUCCCAGCGCGCUCCGGCGCCCCCCGGAGCCCCCCGGCCCGGGGCCCGCCGGCCUCGAGGGAGCGGGCGGCGGCGGCGGCGGCAGGAACAAGAGGAGCCACCGCGGGCGCGGCCUCACCAAGGGCCACAUUCGCGCCGAGAACGAGGACAUGCUCAUGAUGAUGACCUACUCCAUGGUGCCGGUCCGAGUGAUGGUUGAAUUGUGCAACAGCACGAAGGGCGUUUGCUUAACAGGACCACCUGGACUGCCAGGUCCACCUGGUAUUGAUGGAUUGCCUGGCUUGAAUGGCUCAGAUGGCCUUCCUGGGAUUCCUGGACAAAAGGGAGACUCCGGAAAAAGAGGAAAAAUGGGUUUGGUAGGGCCCAAAGGAGAUCCUGGAGAAAAAGGUGAAAAGGGAGAUCCUGGUGAAAUCGGCUUACCUGGGAAAGAGGGGGCACGAGGAGAAAAAGGAUCCAGAGGAGCCAAGGGCAACAAAGGCGAUGCCAACAAUGAACUGAUAGCAGAAGGUGAGAAGGGUGAUCCUGGCCCACCAGGCCCCCCCGGCCCGCCAGGCCCCCCCGGGCCCCCAGGGAAGCGCAAAGGAAAACCCCCAGCUCAGGAGAAGAUCUACAGUGCUGAGUGCACAGGGGAAACGUGUGCCAUCCCGAAUGAUGAUACCUUACCUGCAAGAGCAAAAGAACGGGCACACCUUUAUCAGCCCAGAAAACCCGAAUGCCUCAUUGAAUCCAUUGGAAGCCCUUCUGAGAUUAUAAAACUGAGACAGAGCUAUGGAGCGUGGAUGAUGGAUCUUUCAAACAGAACCGAUGAGAAGAUUUGGAUCGCCGAGCAUUUUACAGGUCACAUCAUCCGAGAAUACCAGGACAUUGUGGCGCUAUGGAACAACAGUUACAACACCACGGAGCUCCCCUGGCAAUAUUACGGCUGCGGCCACGCCGUCUACAACAACGCUCUGUACUACCAGCGUGUGGGGCGCAACAUCAUUGUGAAGUAUGACUUUGCCACACAGGAAUCCCAAACCCUCCAGAUAGAGAAUGCCUGGUACUAUGACCGCAUGUACCUCUUCAGCGCUUCCAAGUCCUACUUCAGUGUGGCAGUGGAUGAAAAUGGACUUUGGGUGAUGUACCAUUCCCGGCCCGACGGGCACAUCGCUGUUGCGCAGCUGGACGAAGAGACGCACUCCGUGCUGCGGAACAUCAACACCACCUACCCGCAGUCCAAAGCUGGCAACGCGUUCAUCGCCUGCGGGGUGCUGUACAUCACGGACAAGAACCACGCCUGCGUGGCGUUCGCCUUCGACCUCUUGCGCGAAAGGCAAUUCGACGCCAGCUUCAAGCUGAACCUGUCGCUCUCCGACGCGCGUUUUGAGAGGCAGCUCUUCCCGCCCAAGCAGGACAACACGGACUUCGUGCCCGUCCUGGCCAUGCUCUCCUACAACGCGGUGCACAGGAACCUUUACACAUGGGAGCACGGCUUCUUAAUGCGAUACCCUGUCCAUUUUGCCAGCUGAGUGCCCUCGAUGCUGUGCCC